ACGGAUCCGUCCCCUCUCCCACCGUCCCCUCCUACCUAUCAAGCUGCCUCGCCGGUGCUCCAGCCAGCAUUAGCAAUUUAGCACCAGCACGGUGGCGGAGCAGAGCAGAUUCGAAUCCCUGAAGAAGCAGAGCAAAGUGAGAACGGGGACGAGGAUGGCGGCGACGGUAGAUGACCUCUUGAGGCUGGAGAUGCCUGCGGACGAGAAGCGCAUCAUUGCAGAGUACAUCUGGGUGGGAGGGAGCGGUCUUGACCUCAGGAGCAAGCCCCGCACUCUGCCUGGGCCCGUCAAGUCGGUGUCUGAGCUUCCCAAGUGGAACUACGAUGGCUCCAGCACGGGCCAGGCUCCGGGCGAGGACAGCGAGGUGAUUCUCUAUCCGCAGGCCAUCUUCAGGGAUCCCUUCAGAGGCGGCGACAACAUCCUUGUSAUGUGCGACUGCUACACUCCUCAGGGCGAGCCCAUYCCCACCAACACCCGCUACGCYGCCAACAAGCUGUUCCAGCAGGCGCUGGAGACGGAGCCGUGGUUCGGCCUGGAGCAGGAGUACACUUUGCUGGAGAAGGAGCACAAGUGGCCGCUGGGCUGGCCCGUGAAUGGCUACCCGGGCGCGCAGGGCCCGUACUACUGCGGCGUGGGUGCUGACAAGGCGUGGGGGAGGCGCAUCGUGGACGCCCACUACAAGGCCUGCGUGUACGCCGGCAUCACAAUCAGCGGGACCAACGGCGAGGUGAUGCCCGGGCAGUGGGAGUUCCAGGUGGGGCCGGCCGUCGGGAUCGCGGCCGGGGACGAGCUGUGGGUGGCGCGGUACUUGCUGGAGCGGAUUACUGAGAUGGAGGGGGWKAUUCUGUCCCUGGACCCGAAGCCCGUGCAAGGCGACUGGAACGGUGCCGGGUGCCACUGCAACUUCAGCACCAAGGCGAUGAGGGAGGACGGCGGAUGGGAGGUGAUCAUGGAGGGCGUGAAGAAUCUGGAGCUGAGGCACAAGGAACACAUCAAGGCGUACGGCGAGGGCAACGAGCGGCGGCUAACGGGCCGCCACGAGACGGCCAGCAUGGACCGGUUCUCGUGGGCCGUUGCGAGCAGAGGGACGUCCGUGAGGAUCGGAAGAGACACGGAGGCGAAGAAGAAGGGGUACAUGGAGGACCGYCGCCCGGCGUCCAACAUGGACCCGUACGUCGUCACCUCCCUCGUCUUCGACACCACCACGCUCUGGAAGCCAUUAUAGAAUGAGGCAUAUACAGUGACAUAGUAUUUUUGUAUGCAUGUACGCCAUCC
Messenger RNA from Chara braunii, 1275 nucleotides. The record is from the annotation of a GenBank genome assembly. Lineage: Eukaryota; Viridiplantae; Streptophyta; Charophyceae; Charales; Characeae.